Molecule: messenger RNA, 1143 nt
Organism: Saccostrea cuccullata (small rock oyster)
Lineage: Eukaryota; Metazoa; Mollusca; Bivalvia; Ostreida; Ostreidae
Product: neuromedin-U receptor 2-like
Exons: 1
Coding region: 1-1143 (380 amino acids)
Biological process (GO): G protein-coupled receptor signaling pathway
Cellular component (GO): plasma membrane
Molecular function (GO): G protein-coupled receptor activity
Source: RefSeq, a predicted model, not a curated record
AUGGCGCUAUCACUUAAUAACACAACAGAGAUGGAUUUGACUGAGAAUUGCAGCGUUCUCUGUGAUAAUUCUACUGACGUAGCGGCUACACAAACACUGAAGAAGGCGAUGGAGAUCCUGUCUUACACCAAUUACGUCCUGCUGCCUUUGUUACUUGUUUUGGGUUUGACCGGAAACACGCUGACCGUCAUCAUAAUGCAGACAAAGAGAUACAGCCACCUGACCUCGCGACUCUUCCUGAUCGCCCUGGCUCUGUCUGACUCCGUGCUCCUCCUGACACAGCCACUUAAUAAGAACUUUGUCCUGAUGUACCUCGGCACUGAUCUUAGAGCGUUGUCAAGCAUUGGCUGCAAAGCAUUUUUCGUUAUUUUCAAGACAGCAAAAAUGUCUUCAUCGUGGUUUCUCGUCUUUAUAUGCUGGGAGAGGUUCGUAGCUGUUUGGUUCCCCCUUAAAGCUAAGAUAAUUUGCACGAAGCGUGUAGCUGUUGCUCUGAUAGUUCUAGUUUAUGUCUUCAUAUUAACGUACACUUCCAUUUGGAGCUAUGCUUCUCAGAUUACCAAAAACAACAUUUGUCACCCUGACGUUUAUGACAAAUCUGAUCCGUAUGAAGUCAGUCGGUUUGGUACAUUUUUGUUAGGUGGUUUAUCCAUUUAUUCCCUCAUUCCUAUGUGCUUUCUUGUCACAAUGACUCCGCUUAUUUCAAUUAAGCUCUCACGUCAAGGUCGAAAGCGGAAGUCAAUGAUGGGGAAAUCAGUCAGAAGGAAGACUGCCUCUCAAGACACCAACAGAACCACUGUCAUGUUGGUUGGGGUGAUGGUUGCCUACAUUCUUUUAAUCUCGCCUGUAACAGCUCUACACAUGAGCGCCUUUUUCCUUAGGUUGAAUGCAUUUGGUUCAAAUGCCCUGGGCUUUCUGGUUUUUAAAGAAGUGUCUCAGAUUCUCGAACAGUUGAAUUAUGCCAUCAACUUCUUUCUCUACGUUUUGACGUCCAGUAUGUUUAGAAAUGGUCUUGAAGAAUUAUUUGGAUGUAGAAAUUCGAAAUCACCGGGAACAAGCGUCAAAUCGUCAUCUGGUUCUGAUUUUAAGAUCAGCAUAAGAAAAAAGUACCAAGAAUCGGGGAAAAUCUCCACAAUAUCGAAAUGA